Molecule: messenger RNA, 2269 nt
Organism: Stomoxys calcitrans (stable fly)
Lineage: Eukaryota; Metazoa; Arthropoda; Insecta; Diptera; Muscidae
Product: nuclear factor NF-kappa-B p110 subunit
Exons: 3
Coding region: 99-2066 (655 amino acids)
Biological process (GO): regulation of DNA-templated transcription
Molecular function (GO): DNA-binding transcription factor activity; DNA binding; protein binding
Source: RefSeq, a predicted model, not a curated record
AAUUCAGUUGCUUUUGGGUAUAUGAAUGAAACGUUGUGGUAUCAGAGCGGAUACAUUAAAUUUGUCAAAAAAAAAAAAAAUUCUAAAAAAAUAACAGAAUGGAAUGGUUAAGAAACACUUUAUGUAUUGCCGUACAACCCAAACAGAAUUUUCAUUUUCGUUACCUGAGUGAACUGAAAAGCACCCAUGGUGCUCUAAUUGGACAACAACCACAGAGUAUAGCGCAUCAGGAUCGAACAAGCACAACUCCCCUUGGGAGUGAUCUUUCACCCACCAUUAGGUUACAACUGCCAGCCAAUGCCCAUCUGGACGACUAUCAGAAUAAACGCGACUUCUAUGUGCUGUGCUCACUUCACAGUUAUGCAAACAAUGAACCCUACUCACUCUCACCACAUUUGCUGAUGCCAAAAGGAGAGACAGAGGAAAGCUAUGAUUUUAUAUUCGCCAAAAUGGAUGAGAAUCCCUUGGAUCCAUGCGAAAGAACCUGGCAAUUAAAGGAUUACGUAAUUGUCCGGCUUAAAACGGGUAACAAUUUUGAGAACUAUGAAAAAUCGUUGCUCCAGAAGAAAACUCAUUAUGAAGAUUUGCAUCUCCCAAUGGUUUUUGAUGGACUUAAUGGAAAUAUGGACAUGAAUGACAAGCGAAGCGUUAAAUUAAGUGGCGUUUUAAAUGUCUGCUUGGGUUUCACCAUUUUCGAAAAGGACUUCUAUCAAAACAGCUACAGUCUGUACAAGGAGACUAUCUAUUCGCAUAACAUCUUUCAUGGCGAUGACUUGAACAUUCAUCAUUUGUGCAAUACCAAGGGUUCAGUUAGCGGUGGUCUCAACGUAACACUUCUCAUGAAACUCUAUUCGGGCUAUGAUUACAAUAUACACAUGGUGUAUCUGGAUCCGAUAACUGGAGCUACCAUCUGGGAGCAUACACAACCCGUAAAUCCCGAGAAAAUAUUUAGCAAUGCAGCCAUAACAUUCGAGUUGCCCACGGGUCCCGACGUACCUGAUGUCGAAGAAUUCAAAGUGCAUUUGGAGGUUGUGGUGGGCCAGAGUACCUAUAAAAGUCAAGCGGUACCAUUUUUCUAUCAAAAUAUUAACGAAUAUGGUCCGUCCCGCAAACGGCAACGCUUGGACAACGAUUAUGACAUCACGACAAACACGGAAAUUUCAUUUGAUCUCUCAUUUCUCGAUGAUAUCAUGCCCAAUACAAGUCGCAGUCAAAGUCAACAUGCGGAGUCAGAUAAUGGAAUUUAUGUGUCACGUGACUGCGUGCCCAGGCCAUUGGAUAAAGAGGUCAGCAAAUGCCCAGAGAAUAUUUCGCAAACAAUUUCACAAAGAGAAAUAAAAGUAGGAAUAUCACAAGUAAUUGAGGCCUUUUUCAAGAGCGCCAAAAGAACUAAAGAAAUUCCGCUCAUCAAGGAAUGCGACAAAUUUGGAAACACCAUCUUUCAUGCGGCCAUUAUGGAUGAAAAGUCACUAUUGGUCUUCUAUCGUCAUAUGAAGGAUUCGACCCCACAUAAAGAGAUACUCAAAGUUCGCAACCAUUUCCGCCACAAUCUGUUGCACUAUGCCUGCAUUCGCAAUAAGGCCAAUGCCAUCAAGCCUUUGGUGGGAAUCGGAUGUGAUCUUCAGCAACAGGAUUGGCAAGGACGCACACCUUUACAUUUGGCCAUUGAAAAUGCUCACAAGGAAUGCAUUUCAAAGUUUGAACAUUUGCUAGAAAUUUAUCACCAAUAUCCCGAAGAGGUGCAAGAGAAGUUCAUCAAAAUGUUCAAUGUGUACGACCAUCUAGGCCAUACCAUAGUGCAUUCGGCGGUCAAGGCAGGGCUAACGACACUCUUCGAAGCCAUGCUGAAAUUUUGUCAAGCCCACAACAUGGACAUAACACGGCAUGAGAUUUUGGGCAGUGGCGAUUCUGUCAUACAUUUGAUUGCAAAAGGAAAUUUAAUAGACAUGGUACCACUGGUGAAGCAGUACAUUCCCAACUAUUUAACCAUACAAAACUAUGCAGGAGAAAACGUGCCGAAUUUAGUGGAUUUAUCGCAGAUGUCUGAAUUAUUGAAAGUUGAUUGAAGAAGCAAAAAAAAAAAUUUUUUUAUUUUCUUGAAUGUUAUGUAGCAGUACAGAAACUAAAAUCGCAGCAACUGCUUUUUUGUUUUUUUAACUAAAAGCGUUAUUAUGUAGCCUUUCUGCAAACCAAAACCUUUUUACACAGAAAAAAAAUAUUCAAUUAAAAUUUUAACUGAAAAUAAAAAUGUAUUAUUUCAUAAAAACUA